AUGAAUAAUGACUUAGAAGUAUUCAUUUCAUUCACUGAAAGAGAAGGAUUUGCUGAAAAUCAAAAACUUCAAAGUAGUUUAUACCCAUGUUCUGAAGAAGGAUUUUCAUUACUUGAAUUAUGUUGUUACCAUGGAGCAGUUGAUUGUUUCAAGUUCUUAAGAACUAAAUUUAACUCAGAAAUAACAAAAAGAUGUCUAACAUUUUCAUUUUUGGGAAGAAAUCAUGAGAUAAUGAGUGAAUGUUUGAAACAACAAAAACCAGAUCAAGAAUGCAUGAAAUAUGCAAUUAUUUCACAUAACAUUGAUUUUGUAACAUUCUUAGUGAAUGAGCACAUCAUAAGUAUCGACUUGCACGCUUGCGGAAAAUAUAAUAAUCUUGAUUCAUUUUUAGUUUUUUACGAUCAAACUAAUCUUUUAAUCAGCUGCUUGAUUUUUUCACCGAUGUUUAAUAUUCCAUCCCUAUGCGAAUAUUUCCUUUCAUUAGGUGUAGAUAUCAAUAAAAAUCUUUUAAAUGGAAAAACCGCUCUUCAUAUAGCAGCACGUUCUGAUAGUAAAGAAACAGCCGAACUUCUUAUUUCACAUGGUAUUAACAUCAAUGAAAAAAAUAAUGAUGGAGAAACCGCUCUUCAUAUAGCAGCACGUUCUGAUAGUAAAGAAACAGCCGAACUUCUUAUUUCACAUGGCAUUAAUAUUAAUGAAAAAAAUAAAAAAGGAGAAACUCCUCUUCAUUUUGCAGCAUUUAAUAAAAAUAAAAAACAGUUGAACUUCUUAUUUCACAUGGUGCAAAUAUCAAUGAAAAAUAUAAAGAUGGAACAAACGCUCUUCAUAAAGCAAUAUUUAGUAAUAAGAAAGAAACAGUCGAAUUUCUUAUUUCACAUGGUGCAAAUAUCAAUGAAAAAGAUAAAUAUGGACAAAUCGCUCUUCAUGAUGCAGCACAUCGUAAUAGUAAAAAACAGCCGAAUUUCUUAUUUCACACGGUAUUAA
Messenger RNA from Trichomonas vaginalis G3, 984 nucleotides. Its product is annotated as protein kinase protein. The transcript has a single exon. The coding region runs from base 1 to 984 and encodes 327 amino acids. The record is from RefSeq and is a predicted model, not a curated record. NCBI's taxonomy places the organism in Eukaryota, Parabasalia, Trichomonadida, Trichomonadidae. Gene Ontology annotation, molecular function: protein binding.